AUGUCCAAGACCUUUACAACAAGCGAUGUUGCGUCGCAUAACAAGCCUGGAGACUUGUACAUCAUUGUCGACGGCGAUGUUUACGACUUGACAAAGUUCCAGGACGACCACCCUGGCGGCAAGAAGAUCCUCCAGCGCGUUGCUGGUAAAGACGCUUCUAAGCAGUUCUGGAAGUACCACAACGAAGGAAUCCUCAAGAAAUACAAGAACCAGCUCCUAGUCGGCUCUCUUGACUCCAAGCCCAAGGCUCCCGAACCCAAACCUGCGGCCAAAGCCGCCCCCCUGCCUGCAGCCCCUACACCCAAGACCGUCAAGACUGUCGAGAAGGAGGUUGCCGCCAAAGAGGAAGAAGCCGAGGCUCUGGAGCCAUUCGGUGACCAGAUUCCCUUUGCUGACCCUGCUUGGUAUCAAAGCUACCACUCACCUUACUUCAACGAAUCUCAUGCUGCUCUCCGCGCUGAGGUCCGUGAAUGGAUCGAGAACGACAUCGAACCCCAUGUCACUGACUGGGACGAGGCCAAGGAGGUCCCUGAAGAGAUAUACAAGGAGAUGGGUCGCCGCGGUUACCUUGCCGGUCUUCUCGGUGUCAAGUACCCAACUCAAUAUGCUCCCGAGGGUGGUGUCAAGUCCGUCCCUGCUGAGAAGUGGGAUCUUUUCCACGAGAUGAUCAUCACCGAUGAGCUGUCCCGCACUGGCUCUGGUGGUUUCGUCUGGAACAUCAUUGGUGGUUUCGGUAUCGGCUGCCCUCCUCUUAUGAAGUUUGGUAAGAAGGCGCUCAAGGACCGCAUCAUGCCUGGUAUCCUCAGUGGCGAGAAGCGAAUCUGCUUGGCUAUCACCGAGCCUGAUGCUGGCAGUGAUGUUGCCAACUUGACAUGCGAGGCUAAGUUGAGUGAGGAUGGCAAGCACUACAUCGUCAACGGCGAGAAGAAGUGGAUCACCAACGGUAUCUGGUCCGACUACUUUACCGUCGCUGUACGAACUGGCGAGGCUGGAAUGAACGGUGUUUCAUUGCUUCUCAUUGAGCGUAGCGAGGGUGUCUCGACUCGACGCAUGCCUUGUCAAGGUGUUCUAUCUUCAGGCACAACAUAUAUCACCUUUGAGGAUGUCAAGGUCCCUGUUGAGAACCUGCUCGGCAAAGAAAACCAAGGUUUCAAGGUUAUCAUGACCAACUUCAACCAUGAGCGCAUGGGUAUUAUCAUCCAGUCCCUCCGAUUCUCUCGUGUUUGCUACGAGGAGUCCGUCAAGUACGGCAGCAAGCGACGUACCUUUGGCAAGAAGCUCAUCGACCAUCCUGUCAUCCGUAUGAAGCUCGCCCACAUGGCCCGCCAAAUAGAAGCUUCAUACAACUGGCUUGAGAAUCUUAUCUACCAGUGCGAGCGCAUGGGAGAGACUGAGGCCAUGCUGAGACUUGGCGGUCCUAUCGCCGGCCUCAAGGCACAGUCUACACUCACCUUUGAAUUCUGCGCCCGAGAGGCCAGUCAGAUCUUUGGAGGACUGAGCUACUCUCGUGGUGGACAGGGCGCCAAGGUCGAGCGACUCUACCGUGAUGUGAGAGCGUACGCUAUUCCUGGUGGCAGUGAAGAGAUUAUGCUUGAUCUCAGCAUGCGACAGAGUUUGAGAGUAGCAAAGGCGGUAGGCAUGAAACUGUAA
Molecule: messenger RNA, 1650 nt
Organism: Fusarium pseudograminearum CS3096
Lineage: Eukaryota; Fungi; Ascomycota; Sordariomycetes; Hypocreales; Nectriaceae
Exons: 4
Coding region: 1-1650 (549 amino acids)
Molecular function (GO): oxidoreductase activity, acting on the CH-CH group of donors; flavin adenine dinucleotide binding
Source: RefSeq, a predicted model, not a curated record